Messenger RNA from Lactuca sativa (garden lettuce), 1920 nucleotides. RefSeq names its product UDP-glucose dehydrogenase 1 (gene UGD1). The record is from RefSeq and is a predicted model, not a curated record. NCBI's taxonomy places the organism in Eukaryota, Viridiplantae, Streptophyta, Magnoliopsida, Asterales, Asteraceae. Gene Ontology annotation, molecular function: NAD binding; UDP-glucose 6-dehydrogenase activity. Gene Ontology annotation, cellular component: nucleus. Gene Ontology annotation, biological process: glycosaminoglycan biosynthetic process.
UUGCUCUUAUUCGUCUCUCAUGUUCUUAAUCUAUACGUUAUAUAUGGAUAUUGUGAAGGAAGGCUAGAUCUGGAUUAUAAGAAGCCAUAUUUUUGGUUUUGAUUAUCUGAUACGGAAAUUGUUGAAUUUUGACUUAUUAAUAUUCUGUUUAAAUUUCUUUAUAAUAGUAAAUAUGUAUAUAUUUAUGUUAUCAUGGGGUUUUCUCUCGCAAAGAUCCGCCAUCUGAUCGAUCUUGUUGAAUAAUUCCUGUCAUUUUAAAUGUGUUUUUGGUAUUAGUUUCAGUUUCAGGAGAGUAAAGAAGAAAAUAUAAACAAGAAUGGUGAAAAUCUGUUGUAUCGGAGCUGGGUAUGUCGGAGGUCCAACCAUGGCUGUCAUAGCAUUAAAAUGCCCGUCAAUCGAAGUGGCUGUUGUCGACGUCUCCGUGCCUCGAAUCACAGCAUGGAACAGUGAAAAACUCCCUAUCUACGAACCUGGACUCGACGACGUCGUAAAGAAAUGCAGAGGCAAGAAUCUUUUCUUCAGUAACGAAGUUGAAAAGAAUGUCGCACAAGCAGAUAUAGUCUUCGUCUCCGUCAAUACUCCAACUAAAAGUUCAGGACUUGGUGCCGGAAAAGCCGCCGACCUCACGUACUGGGAAAGCGCUGCACGUAUGAUCGCCGACGUAUCAAAAUCCUCCAAAAUCGUAGUUGAAAAGUCAACAGUUCCCGUUAAAACAGCAGAAGCCAUAGAAAAGAUUCUCACCCACAACAAUAAAGGCAUCGAAUUUCAAAUCCUCUCAAACCCGGAAUUCCUCGCUGAAGGUACUGCAAUCGCCGACUUAUUUGACCCCGAUCGUGUCCUUAUCGGAGGUAGAGAAGAAACUCCGGGAGGGUUAAAAGCCAUUAAAACAUUAAAAGAUGUUUACGCUCAUUGGGUCCCAGAAGAACGAAUCAUAUGUACUAAUCUUUGGUCUGCUGAGCUUUCCAAACUCGCUGCCAACGCUUUUUUAGCACAAAGAAUCUCUUCUGUUAACUCAAUCUCAGCUCUAUGUGAAGCAACAGGUGCCAAUGUUACCCAAGUUUCUUAUUCCGUAGGUAAAGAUCAAAGAAUCGGGUCAAAGUUUUUAAGCGCGAGUGUUGGGUUUGGUGGGUCUUGUUUUCAAAAAGACAUCUUGAAUUUAGUUUACAUUUGCGAAUGCAAUGGUCUCCCCGAAGUCGCAAACUACUGGAAACAAGUUAUAAAGAUCAAUGAUUACCAAAAGAAUCGAUUUGUGAACAGACUUGUGUCUUCCAUGUUUAACACGGUGUCAGGAAAAAAGAUUGCGAUUUUAGGGUUUUCUUUCAAGAAAGACACCGGUGACACGAGGGAAACUCCGGCGAUUGAUGUGUGUAGAGGUUUGUUAUCGGAUAGAGCUCAGUUGAUUAUAUAUGAUCCUCAGGUUCCAGAAGAGCAAAUGAUGAAGGAUCUUUCGAUGCCGAAGUUCGACUGGGACCAACCUUCAGGGUCGACAACGAUUCAGAUAGAUGAAGAGACUGUUAGGAAAAGUGUUAAAGUGGUUCAUAAUGCUUAUGAAGCUACAAAGGAUGCUCAUGCGAUUUGUAUUCUUACCGAGUGGGAUGAGUUUAAGAGUCUUGAUUAUAAGAAGAUUUUUGAUAAUAUGCCGAAACCAGCUUAUGUUUUUGAUGGUAGGAAUGUUGUAGAUGUGGGAAAGUUAAGGCAGAUUGGGUUUAUUGUUUACUCGAUUGGGAAGCCGUUGGACCCAUGGUUGAAGGACAUGCCUGCCGUUGCUUGAGUUAAGAUGGAGUAGUAUUGGUUAAUUAGGUUAAACUUUUAACUUUCCAACGUUUAGUGUUUCAUUUUUGCUCUUUUUUGGUUAUUCAUAAGGAUAUUAAUUAAUUAGUUACGGUUUUGAUGUAAGUGUAGUUUUAAUUAAGUAAUAAG